CCCACUUCCAAGCUCAGAGCCAUGGCCUUCAAGUUCUUCGCUGUUCUCGCCUUCGUGUCGGCUGUCAGUGCCGGAGUCCUUCCCGUCCAGCAGGUGUACCACGCCACCCCCGCCGUGGCCACCUACGCCCACGCCCCCGUCGCCGUGGCCCACGCCCAGCCCGUCCUGGCCAAGGCCGCCGAGGAGUUCGACCCCCACCCCCAGUACAAGUUCGCCUACGACGUGCAGGACUCCCUCUCCGGGGACUCCAAGAGCCAGGUGGAGGAGCGCGACGGGGAUGUGGUCCAUGGCGAGUACUCCCUGAUCGACGCCGAUGGCUUCAAGAGGGUGGUGCAGUACACCUCCGACCCGGUGAACGGAUUCAACGCCGUCGUCAACCGCGUGCCCCUGGAACACGUGAAGACCGUGGUGAAGACCGUGGCUCCCGUGGCUCUGCCCGUUGCUGCUGCCCCACUGCCAGUGGCCUACCACCAGCACCACUAA
Molecule: messenger RNA, 483 nt
Organism: Drosophila ficusphila
Lineage: Eukaryota; Metazoa; Arthropoda; Insecta; Diptera; Drosophilidae
Gene: Ccp84Af
Product: larval cuticle protein A2B
Exons: 2
Coding region: 22-483 (153 amino acids)
Cellular component (GO): extracellular matrix
Source: RefSeq, a predicted model, not a curated record